This is a messenger RNA of Peniophora sp. CBMAI 1063, 474 nucleotides long. NCBI's taxonomy places the organism in Eukaryota, Fungi, Basidiomycota, Agaricomycetes, Russulales, Peniophoraceae. The record is from the annotation of a GenBank genome assembly.
AUGUCUCUUCAUUCCGGCCAGUCCUCCAUUCCCAGCGAAGCUCCUUCGCACGCCAGCGUCGGUGGUGAACAAUUACCCCUCGGUACGCUUGCCAGACGCAUGAUCAUUGGGUGUGGCACUUACCGCUGGUCAGACCUCAUCGAACGCCUCACCCAACAAGUCGAGGCUAUGAAUAAGAACCUUGUUCAGCAGGCCAUCGAUUUCGAGGCGCAGCUCGAGAAGGAUCAGGCGACUCGGACUGAAGUGGCUCGGUACACUGGCAACCUCGACUUCGUCGACGUCAGCUUGCGUGGUCUCAACAAAACGUACAAGUUUGAGACCGACCAUGUCACGAAUGCUGUGACUGCCUCCUUCAAUCAACUUGCUGCGGCCUUCCAUGAGACCACUACGGCAGCCACUGGGCACCACCGCAAGCUGAUGACGUCCCUCCAAGAGCUGGUUCCCGCGCCCGCGCCCACGCUCAAGGCGCAGUGA